AUGACACGCCUUGUACCCGCCACUCGUCUCGCGUGCCUGUCGCGUCGCUCCCCCACUUGCAGGCACCUUCCUCGGGCAUCCCCACAAGCCACCUUGAGAGAGAGCGAGGAGGGCAAAGGCGAGGAGGCAGAGGGGCGGGGCAGCAGCGAUAGUGUGGAUGGAGGAGAGGGGGAUGAGUUCAUGGAGACAGUGGAUUCAUCGUCAGCAGCACUCAGCAGCUGGCUCCGACCAAGGCUCAUGUCGUUUGUUGCGCCUCAACACUUAUUCCCUCCUCCUUCCCUCCUUUUCUUCAUCCCCACCCACCAGAGGCAGUGGGUUCAUCGUCAGCAGCACUCAGCAGCUGGCUGGCUCCAACCAAGGCUCGUGUCUUUUGAGUCGCCUCAGCACUUAUUCGUCCCCUUCUUCCCUCCGGUCCUCCACUCCCACCCACCAGCGGCAGCGGGUUCAUCCUCUGCAGCAGCACUCGCGGCUGGUUCUCACCAAUGCUCAUGUCGUUUGAUGCGCCUCAACACUUAUCCCCCCCUCCUCCCCACCUGUUCUUCACCCCCACCCACCAGCGGCAGUGGAUUCAUUGUCAGCAGCGUUCAACGGCUGGUUCUCACCAACGUGCACGUGGUGGAUGGUGCAGCGAGAGUGACGAUCUCCCAUCCCUCACUCCCACCCCACCCAUCCCUCCCUUCUUGUCAGCUGCUUCUUCCUGACGGUCGUCGCUUUCUGCUUCUUCCCGACGGUCGUCGCUUUGCCACUCAGUCAACCGCACUGCAUCCCUCUGCAGACCUCGCAGUGCUUAAGAUAGUGCCGCUGUCAGUGCAUACCAAAGGGCCACCAGCCGGCCCUCUUUCCAGCCUGCAAGGGGUUGAAGAGCCGGCUGUAGCAAGAGUGAAGAGUGAGUUGGCUGUAGCAAGAGUGAAGAGUGAGUUGGAUGUAGCAAGAGUGAAGAGUGAGUUGGCUGUAGCAAGAGUGAAGAGUGAGUUGGCUGUAGCAAGAGUGAAGAGUGAGUUGGCUGUAGCAAGAGUGAAGAGUGAGUUGGCUGUAGCAAGAGUGAAGAGUGAGUUGGCUGUAGCAAGAGUGAAGAGUGAGUUGGCUGUAGCAAGAGUGAAGAGUGAGUUGGCUGUAGCAAGAGUGAAGAGUGAGUUGGCUGUAGCAAGAGUGAAGAGUGAGUUGGCUGUAGCAGAAGAGGAGGGGACAGGGUGGUCGGCAGCAGACAGUGUUGGGUCAGCUAAGGAGAGGGCUACUGUGCAUGGUUGCAGAGGAGGGGGGUCACGGGAAGGGGUUGGGGAGGGUUUGAUCAAGGGGGAAUGGGAUGAGAACUCAUUUGUGGCGGUCAUAUUUGGGGAAGCGAGAGGAGGAGAGCAAGAGAGAGGACGGGAGAGAGGAGGGAAAGGCGAUGGAGAGGAGGGAGAAAGGCAAGGGGAUGGAGGGGAGAGAGGAGGAGGUCAGAGGGAUGGGAGAGAGGAAGGAGCGGGCAGCAGGGAAGAGGAGUGGCUGCCCUGUGCGCCCAUUGGUGACAGUGAUGACAUGGAGCUUGCUGAUUGGGUGAUCUCGGUGGGCAAUCCCGUGGGGCUACCUGGCAGCAUCAGCCUGGGCGUGAUUAGCAGCCUCCACCGCACUGCUGCUCAGGUGAGUGAGGUUGUUGGGCGGGAGAGGAGGAGGGGUUGA
Closterium sp. Naga37s-1 is the source of this 1659-nucleotide messenger RNA. The record is from the annotation of a GenBank genome assembly. Lineage: Eukaryota; Viridiplantae; Streptophyta; Zygnematophyceae; Desmidiales; Closteriaceae.